GGUGCGGGAAGGCGGCCCCAAGGCCCUAUAGAGAUCUCUCUAAGGGAACGUUGCUUCCAUCCAGGUGGAUGGACGAUUACGAGAAAGAACAAGGGAGCAGUGAUCUUUAGAUCAGGGGUGAGUGUGGUGGAAGAAGGAUUGGAAGCGACGAGAAAUGACGUCACGUCAGCAAGUGAGAAGAAAAGUUUUUCCUUGCGUUUUGGUUUUCCUGGAGACGCUAAAAGUGACAGACGCCAGUCGCAGACAUAGAGAAAUUGUGAAAACACGGGUGAAGAAUUGAUUAAUCUGCCGGCGGUACCCGAUUGCAGGUCGAGAAAUAUCACAUGACAUUGGCUUAAUAUUAUUUACAUUAGAUUUAUCAUCUUUCACAAAAUAAAGGAAGUUGCUACACAAAAUGGAUAUAUUCCCUCAUCUAUAAAUCUGUGAUAGAAUUGGUGUUACACAAUUGUUGCCGUGACUUGGGAACAUUAGCAAAAUUUCUCUACUUCACUGCCUGGAAUAUCUUCAAGAGUUGAUUGCUUUGUUUAAACUUGGACAUAUUUCGAAAAGAGGUUGCAGUAUCUUAACACAUCAAUUGAAGUCACCCUUUAUGGAAAUAUAGUUCUAGAUAUACUUCAAAGAACAAUAGUUGAAUUUGACAGAGAAGAAAAAUUAUGGAAAAUGAAUUCUGUGAGGAAUCAAUUCAAAUUAAAAUAGAGACUGAACGAGUUGAUUCUUGUGAUGAGAUUCAGAAUGAGAGAGAAGAAAAAUCAUACUCCUGUGACAUGUGUAAAAAGUCAUUCUCUCAGAAACACCACCUAAAUGAUCACAAACAUAUUCAUACCAGAGAGAAACCAUAUCACUGUGAAAUCUGUGGUAAAUCCUUUUUCACAAGUACUGCAUUAAAUACUCACAAACGUAUUCAUACAGGAGAGAAACCAUAUCACUGUGAUAUCUGUGGUAAAUCAUUCUCUCACAAGUCAUCCUUAAGUAAACACAGAAGUAUUCAUACAGGAGAGAGACCAUAUCAUUGUGAGAUUUGUGGUAAAUCAUUCUCUCAAAAGAAUGACUUGAAUUUACACAUACGGAUUCAUACAGGAGAAAAACCAUAUCAUUGUGAUAUCUGUGGUAAAUCCUUCUCUCACAGUUCAUCCUUCAGUAAUCACAGAAAUAUUCAUACAGGGGAGAGACCGUGCCUCUGUCAGAUUUGUGGUAAAUCAUUCACAAAUAAAAGUAAAUUGAAGAGGCACAUAUACAUUCAUACAGGAGAAAAACCCCAUUGCUGUAAUAUAUGUGGCAAAUCAUUCUCUCAAAAGAAUGACUUAAAUAAACACAUACGGAUCCAUACAGGUGAAAAACCAUUUCACUGUGAUAUCUGUGGUAAAUCUUGCUCUCAAAGUAGUGAUUUAAUUAAACAUAAGCGUGUUCAUACAGGAGAGAAACCAUAUCAGUGUGAUAUCUGUAGCAAGUCUUUCUCUGAAAGCACUGCCUUACAUAUACAUCGACGUAUUCAUACAGGAGAGACACCCUAUCAGUGUGAUAUCUGUGGUAAAUCAUUCACUGCACGUGGUAAGUUAAAUAUUCACAAGCGUAUUCAUACAGGAGAGAAACCGUAUCAUUGUGAUAUCUGUGGUAAAUCAUUUUCUAGUAGACAGGCCUUGAGGUCUCACAACCCUGUUCAUGCAGGGCAGAACGUAUAACAUUGUGAUGUCUGGUAAAUCAUUUCCAGAUAAAAGUAAAUUUGGGUGACACAUAUAUAUUCAUAGAAGAAGCCUAUCUGUGGCAAUCAUUCAUUUGAAAUGAUAGCUUAUAUAGGCACAUGCAGACUUAUGCAGGAGAAAACUGACAUUUGUGGAAAUUAUUACUCUGAAGGCAGUGCUUUACAUAUACAUUGACGUAUUCAUACAACAAAGACACCAUAUCAAUGUGAUGUCUGUGGUAAAUCAUUCUCUCACACAUCUUCCCCAAUAAAGCACAUACGUAUUCGUACAGAAGGGCCAUUCCACUGUGAGAUUUGUGGUAAAUCAUUCCCAAAUAAAAGCAAAUUACAGAGACACACAUAUGUUCAUACAGGGUAAAAAUCCUAUAGCUAUAAUAUCUAGCAAAUCAUCCAGUCAAAAGAAUGAUUUAAAUGAGCAUAUACGAAUUCAUACAGGUGAAAAACCAUAUCACUGUGAUCUCUGUGUAAAAUCUUGCUCUCAAACAGGAGAAUGUGAUAUCUGUAGCAAGUCUUCAUUUGCAGGCAGUACCUUACAUAAACAUAGGCGUAUUCAUACAAGAGAGACA
Octopus bimaculoides (California two-spot octopus) is the source of this 2265-nucleotide messenger RNA. RefSeq lists its product as uncharacterized. Gene Ontology annotation, molecular function: RNA polymerase II cis-regulatory region sequence-specific DNA binding; DNA-binding transcription factor activity. Gene Ontology annotation, biological process: regulation of transcription by RNA polymerase II. NCBI's taxonomy places the organism in Eukaryota, Metazoa, Mollusca, Cephalopoda, Octopoda, Octopodidae. The record is from RefSeq and is a predicted model, not a curated record.